AUGAUCAUAGUUACUAUUUUUCUUCUAUUUUUAUUUAUCGCAGGUGAGAGACAAAGAUGGUCGUUUGAUUUUUGGAACCUCUGGGCUUAGGCUUUUUUAAGUCGAGCCUGGGCCUAGGCCAAUAGGGCUUAGAUAGGCCUAAGACGAGCCUAAGACAGGCAUACGCCUAUAGGGUUUAGAGAAGCCUAAGGAAGCCUAAGCCUAUAGGAAGCCUAAGAAAAUCCUAAGCCUAAGCUAGGCUUGAGGCAAGCCGAAAAGAAGCCUGAGGCUAGGCUAAGCCUAAGAUAAGCCUAGAAGAAGCCUAAGCUGAUCUUAGAUGAAGCCUAAGCCUAGAACUAGAAUUUUAGAUAAGCCUAAGCUGAGCCUAGUAUUUUAGAUAAGCCUAACCCAGGCCUAGAAUUUUCAGACAAAGAUAAAUCUAGCCCAGUCCUAAGCCCCCAGUUUUCCAGGCCCGGCCCUCUCAGCCCCCUCCGACUUCUCGUUGCUCGACGCAUACAACCGUCACAAACAAGCCCACCACGACUACAAAAAAGCCCUUGACGGCCCGAAAUCCCCACAUCUCCAACAAGAAGAAGACUACGAUUUGAUCGAUCUGGCGCGGCCGGGCAACUUUGUGAAAUUGGGCCGAGUGGCGGCCCGCGAUUGGCGUGUACGGCCCGGCCCAAACAGUCCACAUCCAGACUAUUUGAGGAAGCACAGUUUGAUGGAACGCGUCAGGACUGGACAGUUUAGAAGUCGUGUUGUAGUUGUUUGA
Messenger RNA from Caenorhabditis angaria, 754 nucleotides. The record is from the annotation of a GenBank genome assembly. Lineage: Eukaryota; Metazoa; Nematoda; Chromadorea; Rhabditida; Rhabditidae.